Messenger RNA from Cuscuta campestris, 1768 nucleotides. The record is from the annotation of a GenBank genome assembly. NCBI's taxonomy places the organism in Eukaryota, Viridiplantae, Streptophyta, Magnoliopsida, Solanales, Convolvulaceae.
GAGAAGACAGAGGCAUAGGCUGCAGUGUCAUCGGAAUCAAUCACGCUCUCGAUCGUAUCAAACGCGUAGCAGCAAAGCGGGGCUCACGAUCCGGGGAGUCAACGGUAGCAGUGAGGCAUGAUCUCCCAGUUCUUCGUGCUUUCUCAGAGGGGAGACAGCAUUGUCUUCCGCGACUAUAGAGGAGAUGUACAAAAAGGAAGUGCAGAGAUUUUCUUUCGCAAAGUUAAGUUUUGGAAAGAAGAUGGGGAAGAAGAAGCACCCCCUGUAUUUGUAGAAUGUGGAUGGUGUAAAUUACUUCCAUGUGAAGGUUGUUGGUCUGCUUUUUGCUGCAACUACGAGGACCAACGUCUCACCUUCUCUGGUGCUGGAGGUUCUACAGAGGAUUGCACGUGUUACCAAAGAUUACCUUGGCAUUCUGAAUGAAGAUUCCUUGAGAAAGAAUUUUGUACUUGUGUACGAGCUACUUGAUGAAGUUAUUGAUUUUGGUUAUGUCCAAACAACAUCUACUGAAGUAUUGAAGUCCUACAUAUUUAAUGAGCCAAUUGUUGUUGAUGCUGGUCGUUUGCCACCAGUUGGCCCUGCUGCUAUGUUCAUGCAAGGGACAAAAAGAAUGCCAGGGACAGCUAUUACCAAAUCUGUCGUAGCAAAUGAACCAGCCGGUAGAAAGAGGGAGGAAAUUUUUGUGGAUAUAAUUGAGAAAAUAAGCAUUACAUUCAGCUCAAGUGGAUAUAUAUUGACUUCUGAAAUUGAUGGCACCAUUCAAAUGAAGAGUUAUCUUACUGGCAAUCCAGAAAUCAGAUUAGCUCUUAACGAGGAUCUGAGCAUAGGCAGCGGUGGGGGAUCAAUAUAUGAUUAUGGUGGCUCUUCUGGGUCAGGAGCAGUUAUAUUGGAUGAUUGCAAUUUCCAUGAAUCUGUUCAUCUUGAUAGUUUUGACAUAGACAGAACCUUGACACUAGUCCCCCCUGAUGGUGAAUUCCCUGUCAUGAAUUACCGUAUAACCCAGGAAUUCAAGCCUCCUUUUCGAAUCAAUGCUUUGAUUGAAGUAGCUGGAUCACUCAAGGCUGAAGUAAUUUUGAAGAUUCGAGCUGAGUUUCCAUCAAACAUAACUGCAAAUACUGUGGCAGUGCAGAUGCCUGUGCCAGCAUAUACAUCCAGGGUUAGUUUUGAGAUGGAACCUGGAGCAGUUGGACAAACAACUGAUUUCAAAGAAUCCAAUAGGAGACUUGAGUGGAGUCUGAAAAAGAUUGCGGGUGGUUCCGAAUGUACACUGCGUGCCAAGCUAACAUUAUCACAAGAAUCACAUGCAAAUAUCACAAAGGAAGCGGGACCUGUAAGCAUGACCUUCACCAUUCCCAUGUACAAUCCUUCAAGGCUUCAGGUGAAGUAUUUACAGAUUGCAAAGGCAUCCAAAUCUUACAACCCAUAUAGGUGGGUGCGGUAUGUUACGCAGGCCAAUUCUUAUGUGGCUCGUAUAUGAUUUAUAUAUUGAUGAUGAUAGAAGGUGGUUUGCGGGUGAAUACACCUACUCGUGUAGAGCUGCAACUAGUCCCCCCCACUUGCCUCCCCCUCCCUUUGUUUUCUCAAGAAUUUCCGAAGAAGAUCAUUUUGUUAUAUAUAUGCUUUAUCAUCAUUUGUCUUACUGAAUUAGUUUUUGUAUGUACUUUAUUUUUUUCAACAAUUUGUUGUAAUUUUUAUUGUUUGAACUCAGAGUAUUUGAAAUCAGUAUAAUGUUGAUGAGAUUUUAAAUAAUUAAAUUUGUUCUGUUUUU